Molecule: messenger RNA, 6455 nt
Organism: Phascolarctos cinereus (koala)
Lineage: Eukaryota; Metazoa; Chordata; Mammalia; Diprotodontia; Phascolarctidae
Gene: MLEC
Product: malectin
Cellular component (GO): membrane
Molecular function (GO): carbohydrate binding
Source: RefSeq, a predicted model, not a curated record
GCCUGAGACCGAGACGGAGGCGAGCGGGGGAGCGAGCGGGGGAGCGAGCGAGCGCGACAUGUCCCGGGCGGCCGUGGCCCUGGCGGCGGGCGGAGCCGGGCGCUGCUGAGGAGCCGAGCCCCUUGCGGCGGGAGGAGCCCGGCCGGGGCCGCCCGCGAUGCUGCUGGGCGCCGGGGCCGGGGCGGGGGCGGCGCUGCUGCCGCCGCUGCCUCUGCUGCUGCUGCCGCUGCUGCUGACGACGGCGCUGCCCCCGCUGCCCCUGCUGCCCCUGCUCCUGCUGGGCCUCGGCGGCGCCGUCCCCGAGGCGGCCGCGGCUGCGGGGCUCGGGUUGCCCGAGAGCGUCAUCUGGGCCAUCAACGCGGGCGGCGAGGCGCAUGUGGACGUGCACGGGAUCCACUUCCGCAAGGACCCUCUGGAGGGCCGGGUGGGCCGAGCCUCAGACUAUGGGAUGAAGCUGCCCAUCCUUCGUGCCAACCCUGAAGACCAGAUCCUCUAUCAGACGGAGCGCUAUAAUGAGGAGACCUUUGGCUAUGAGGUCCCCAUCAAAGAGGAGGGGGACUAUGUGCUGGUGUUGAAGUUUGCUGAGGUCUAUUUUGCACAAUCCCAACAGAAGAGGUGCCAAAGCUGCAGCCUCACCCAGGCCUGGAGAAGAAGGAGGAGGAGGAAGAGGAGGAAGAGUACGAAGAAGGUUCCAGCACCAAAAGGCAGUCUAAUAAGAACCGGGUCCAGUCGGGCCCCCGAACUCCCAACCCCUACGCCUCGGACAACAGCAGCCUCAUGUUUCCCAUCCUGGUGGCCUUCGGGGUCUUCAUCCCGACCCUCUUCUGCCUCUGUCGGCUGUGAGAACACAGGGCCGUUCUGAGGGUGGGGAGAAGGGAGGAGGAAUGAGACCAAACAUGGUUGGUUUGGGUUUCCUGUUUUUCACAAUUUAUUAACAAAAAAUUUUUUAAAGAGGCAGAAUGAGGAGAGAAUGGAUUUGCCCAGCCCAGCCCAGCCCAGGCCUCAUUUCACUCCCCUCGCUUUCUUCAUGGCUGCAUCCAGUGGCUGCCUUCCUCUCCAGGGUACUUGGGGUGAAAUUGGACCCUUCUCGUCUAAGGAGCUAGAGGCUGAUCCCUGGGGACUCUGAUCUGUGUCCCUUGGGAAAGGGCUUGGGCCCAGAGCACAAAUACUGUUUCCUUUUAAGAUGGAAUAUUAGGAGAACCAGGGAUAGGAAAUGGAUUACCUGAGAGAGACCAUGGUUGGGAAUGAACCAGGGUCUGAAAAGCCUUGUUCAGAAGGCCUGGGCUGAAGGAGGUUGGACAUAGAAUCCAGGGGGAGGGCAAGUCUUGGCCUAACUUUGUGUUUAAAAAGGAGGGAAGGCCUUGUUGGCUGGUCUCCAAAUGAAAGUUCUGUCUUAAAAUGUGUGAACCACAAGGUGGGCCUCCUUGACCAGUGAGGGAGCUGGUCUUGGUCUGGGAACCAGAGCAGCAGCUUUACCUCCUGUCCUGAAACUGCCUUUUGGCUUUUGUCACCAUGAAAUACAUUUUGCUUUUAGUGCCUGUUGGGGACUUGACUUUGCUUUCCCUUUUUUCCCCUUUAAGCUACUCACUUGAAAUUCCUUUCCCUCUCUGCCUCUUUUGAGGCCACGGGAGCCUGGGGACUUUUCUUCUGGUACUCGUUGGAAUGGCGCUUUUAAGGACUCAUGGUGGCCACAUAGGACUUAGCUUGCCUGCAAGCACAUCUGGACUUGGAAUUGAAGAUGGUUUGUGUUGUCCAGUAGAAUGAGAGCACUCAGGGUGAGACCUUGGCCCUGCUCCAAGACUCGCACUCGGGUCCAGCCAGGUCUCCCGGUGGUGGAAUCGUCCUCCUCCUCCUCCUAGGAGCAGUGGUCCCUUGGUCUCUGUGCGUGUUCUUCUCCCUAGAUUACGAGGCUGUUUGGCACUCACUACCUACCGCAGGGGUGUGUCGUGUGGUUCUGUACCCAAGGGCUAGCACUGUUCCACCAAUUACUUCCUGAUAAUUGACCUAGAAUUGCCCCCAAGAUACUUAACUGCUUUUGAUCUGACUCGGGCUUUUGCUGCAGAGUCACUGGGGCUUCUGAUGCAUUUGCUGGUUCUCCCCUCGGUCCUCAGUCUCAUCUGCCCCCUGCCCUGCCUGACAGCAAUAAUUUGGCCAUCCUAGGGGGCGGGGGCUGGAAGCCUUCCGAUGCACAGGAGUCCUGGAGGCCACCUAGUCCAUCUCUCUAUUCAGAUUUUACUUCCUCUGCAGUGUUCCCAUCUCUGGGAAUUAAAAUACCUUUGUUGGAUUUCCCUCACUAACAGUUGUCCUCACCUCAGUUAAGGUAGCCUGAGGCAGGGCUCAGCUGGGCUUGGGGAGGAUGGGGGAGGGACAUGGGAUCUGCUGGCACCUUAGAGCACCAGGCCCUGUCCCUCAGCAGUGUAGAAAUUCCAGCUUGGCUUCUGCAGGUUUUUUGUUCUCUUUUUAGAGCUAAGGAGCACAUUGAAGACUGAGUCCCCCUCGAGUGCCAGCCUUGUGCCUGAUGUGCAAUCAUCCCCUUGGCCUUCUGGAGCCAAUAUGGUGUCCCCAGCUGAUGUCACUCAGGCAGCAGAGCUGACAGUGGUCAGAGGCUCCAAUGGCCGGACACUCGUGGGCCUUCAUCUUUUAACAGAACCUUUGACUCUGGUCACUUGAAUUGCUCAUCCAAGUCCUCCAGGAGUGGACCAGAUCCCAACUGCCCUGUGCUAUCAGCUCCUCCCUCUGGGUCAGGGCCACCAACAACCUUGGGCUGUUUCUAACCGGCAGGGAGAAUGUGGAGAGGAGACCUAUAGACUUGCAUUUGGCCUCGUUUUGUUCUUUGAGCAGCAAGAUUUCCUUUUCUCCCCCCAAGAGAGGGAAACCUUGACUCUCUGCCCUUUUUGCGGUGACCAAGAGCUUUAGAUAGCAAUCCUGAGUCCUGCGACCAUUUUAUGAUGGUACCCCCAAGGAGCUUUCCUUCUGUCUUGGUUCCUAGGCUGGCCCUUUCUCCUUGAGCUGGGCAGGGGGGAAUUUUCCUUUAUAGCUGUGCUCAAAGGAAGGAACACCUUUCCAUGAUCUAACAAGUCUGAAGGGGAAGGAAGGGAACAGGAAACAAUGUGGGGGGGAUGAGGGGGGAGGAAUCCCCUUGGGCCUGACUAGUUCCACAGGCAGGAGUUCCCCCCUUUGCCCGCACCUGGCUAUAGCUGGGCCAGAAAGCUUUCUCCUUCUCCAAGGCCAGUGGCCUGCUAUACCCUAAUAGACAUAGGUACAUGACAUUUUUGCUUAGGGGAUGGGGGCUCUUUAUUAUUAUUUUUUAUUUUUGUAUUGUGUGAAUUAGAAAGUACACUAUUGUUGGGCUGGUGCCUCCUGCCAUUGGUUCCCACCUCACACUUUGAUCGAGUGCUGGAACUGAGUGAUGGCUCCCAGCUGUCCUGAGGCAGCAGUCCAGGAGAGGCCUGAGGCUGUCAUCUCCUGGGGCCGCGUUUUAUCCCUAAACUCCUCCCUUCUGCUCCUAAGGCGGGAGAGCCUCCAGCCAGGGUGCACAGCUGGGGUGCGGCUCCUCCCGCCCAGCGCUUCUGUUUGCCCUCUGCCCUGGCAUAGUUGCUUGGCAGAGCCAAGGCCAGUCACCUGGCUCUAGUGGGAUGGGUAGGGGUGGGGCAUGGAUCGAUGGCCCUGUCUGGGAGGGAGAACAGGAGGAAGAGAUAUCAGAUUCUGCUCUAGGCUUCAGGCAGGCUAAACUAAAGCCCCAUGUCAGAGGAAUAUAUAUAUAUAUAUAUAUAUAUAUAUAUAUAUAUAUAUGGCAAAUGUUUCCUUGAGCCAGUCAGGGCAGCUGCAUUUUAAAAAAAAUGUUUUCCCAUGGUCCUGAUGUCAGGAAGAAAGCUGCAUUGUGGGGGCCCUGAUUUGACAUUCUGGUGGCUUGAAAGACAAUUGUCUUUGCUUGUUUUUCCUUAAAUUGCUAUUGGCCAAUGUCAUUGGGAUUGGUGUUGAAUGUUCAUAAUUAGUAAAUACCCCUCAGUUUAAGAGUCUCCAGUCUUGUGCUCUUGUCUCCAUCACUUACCCAGGGGAUAGGGGUUUGUCUGAGGGGCUGCUAGGAGCUUGGCUUUGGUUUGGGGCCUGUGAGGCCAGAUCAAACCUGUCUUGCAUUACCUUAUGCUCCCCCCUUCUUCCUCUGGGCGACACCUGGGAGCUGUUGUUAGAUCUUUGAUUUUUUUUUUAAAUUUCAGUUUGAUAUUCGAUGUUUUUGGAGAAGCUUCUGUUUUAAGGAAUUUCUCCUUUCCUUCUUGCUUCAGUCCAUCACCUGGGAAGUCCUGGUGUCUCAAAAUCUCAGCCAAACUUCAGAAGCACUGGCAGUAUUUUCAGUUGCCCAGCUCUUAUAUAAAUUUUCCUCAAAAGCUACUCACCUUGAAGAGUCCAGGGAAGGAAUUCGCAGGUUUUUUGUCCUCCUUAGGGAAGAGGCAGAGUCAGUCCCUGGGGGACUGGGGAGGGUCCCAGUCAGCACAGUGCCUUUCUUAAUCUCUUUUCUCUCUAACUGUCUCUCUGACCUUUUGUUUUGUUUUGUUUUAUUUUUAAACCAGUUUUGAACCUUGGUAAUGCUCUCUCUAGAUUGAGGUCUGGGCCAGGGGCUAUCCCUUCCUGCAUGCCCCUACUGCACCCUAUUCCCCUGUAAUAAAAAGGUCUGUUUGAUGUGAGAAAGAUGUCCAGUUGAGUCGUGGUGCCUUGGUGCCUGGAUGUCAUAAGUAGCGAGGCUGCCAUCUUCAGCUUUCCUUUGCCAAGAUUCAGAGGGACUUAGGAAGGAGAACUUUCAAGUGUGAAAAAAAAAAUCCCAGUUCUUUGGUGAAGAUCCAGUGAUAGGAGUAGCCUCCCCCUUCCUGGAAAGCCAGCUGAAGGGGAGAUGUGGCCCUGUUGGCCUUUUGAGGCCACAUUGACCCUGCCUGGGAGCUGACUGGAAUGUGAAAAAUGGAAAUGUUUCCAUCCUCCUAUGGAAGGAUGUGAGUAAGGAUCAGGAGCCUCAGUAAAAGAGGAGUCAUUUGUCCUUCCUUGUCAGCCUUCUCUGGAACAGGAGGCUCAGACCAGGAGUUCUUCUUUGUCAUAGGCGGGCCACAGCAGGAAGCUUUUUUCAGUGGGGCAAGGGAUGUGGCUUUACCCCCUUCUGUGACUUGGCUACCUUCCCAUUGUCUCCUAGCUGCCCUUUAGCCAGGUUUAAUGGCCAAGCUGAGUUGCAGCUAGGGAACCAGAGGGCAGUUGAAUUGGCAGAAACACAGCAGGGAUGGAUUUUACACUUGGUGUUGGGACAAGCAAUUCUGGUCCUUGACUGGUGACAGGUGAUGGUCAGGGGGCUGUCCUUAGGGGUCCCUCUGCUCCCAAGCAUCUUGUGAGAAAGAUGCUUGCCAGCAUCCUUACACAGCUGUCACCCCUUGGACCCAUGAGUGGCUUCUCUCCUUUGGGGUUUCAAGUUCAAAUGCUUCCCUUCCAGGAAGGCCAAGCUGCUUAGUCAUUAGCAGGCUGGAGUGGGGAGACCAUACAUGUGAGUAGAGCAGCUUGUCUGGCAGGGGUCUGUGGUCCCAAGGCGAAAUCAAUGUUCAGGGAGCCUUGGGUCCUUCCUUCCUAACUCGCCCUUUUCCCUAGUGUGCUUAUGAUCUGGGGAAUGAAAAGAGAUUGGACCCUGGAUCCAUUUCUCCCUUUGUAGACUUCGGGGUUUUGGCACUCUUGCCUACUGUGAGCCAGCCAGGAGUGGCUUUUUCCCAGCUUGAGCUAAGGGCCGACUUCACCUGCAGUUCUUGGCCUGUUUAGGAAAUGGAGUGGUGGCUCUCUGGAACUGGCCUGGGCUGCCCCGUUCUGGGCACGUAAGUCCCCAAAGAAGUGUCAGGGUCUCAGCAACCCUUGUUAUUCCCUUUGGACCUCCAGCCCUAACCCCCCUCCCCCCAGCUGGGCCCCACUACAUCGGGGUUUGCAGCCCCAACACGGGCAGUGGUAGUGAGCAGCACAAUGGGAUGGGAUGGAGGGUUACAAACCCUAGUGGACUGGCUGGGGGGAAGGGUUCUUUUCCUUCUGAGUUGUUUCCAUCUGUCCUAACUUUCUUUCCUUCCCCUGCCCCCAAAUCAGGAUGUUUUUCACUGUCCAUUGCUUUGUGUUUUAAUAAACAAUUUGCAGUGAUAUUUUGUGUUGGGAUUGAAUUUGGGCCUGGCCAGGGAUUGGGGAGCCUCAAGGGCUAGCUAGCUGCUUUAGGUUGGCAAAUCAGGCUUUAGUUUUGGAGGCGCCUGAAGGUUUUGAAUGGGCUAGGGAUCUUCAUGUAGCGCUCUCUCUCUCUCUCUCUCUCUCUCUCUCUCUCUCUCUCUCUCUCUCUCUCUUUCUCUAAAAUUUUUAUUUCCAGGAUGUUUGGUUGAGGAAAUAUUCUGUAAUACCCUGCCUGGCAGUUUUAACCAGCAGCGUGUUCAAGAAAAAUAAACAAAAUUAUAUUGUCA